ACAACCGUACACACAAUAACAGCCUCUGUGACCAAUAGCUGCUACAAUGUCAAGGACUACGGCUAACAGAUGAACAUACAUUAGGGCUGCACAAAUUUAACUAGUCAAACAGUCUAUUCAUUAUUAAUAAGUAUAUUUUUAAUUAAGAUAUCGUUUGUUCAACUUUGUUUAACUUUUGUGAAAUGAAAUGGCUGGACGUUCAGAUAGUGAAGAACUUCAAGAAGACACUGGGUUGGAGGUCGUGACAUGUUCGUUUAGUAGUGCAAAUAAUUCAAGUCGGAAUGAAUCGAAAGCCAAUUCUGAAGACAGGGAUGACGCCUGUGAAGUGUUCGAUACCUCUAAAGUUCUCAAUGAUGACGACCAGUCAACUGUUGAAGAGAAUCCUACUAAUUCCAACAACGAAGUAUUAGAUAAUACUGUGAUCGAAAAGAGUAUGAAUAUGAGAAGUUUUUCGUUUUCUCUAAAUGACCUUGCGAAUCAGGAUCCUAAACCGUUUUCGGCUCGUCAAAGAUCUCACCCAAGGAGGAAGAGGUCGGAACGAAGAGACACUCGUCUGUCGGGACUGAAUUUACUAUUGCCUAGAAACUUCAACGACCACGACGACGAGAAAGGGAGCGGGAACCUAGAAAACAGCCACAACGAGAAAGAGAAUAAGAACCUAGAAAACAGCCACAACGAGAAAGAGAACGAGAACCUAGAAAAAGAUUACAAUGAGAAAGGGAGCGAGAACCGAGAAAAAAAUCACGACGAGAUAAGGGACGAAAACCCAGAAAACAAAGACGACGUGAGAAUGGUCAGGAGCCUAGAAAACGAUCAUGACAAGGAAAGGGAUGAGAACGUAGUGAAAGAUCACGGCGAAAAAGGAGAAGAGAACGUAAAAAACAAGCACAACGAGAAAGGAGUCAAAAGCAUAGAAAGCGAUCAGUACGAGAAAGAGGACGAGAACGUAGAAAACAAGCACAACGAGAAAAGAGUCAAAAGCAUAGAAAGCGAUCAGUACGAGAAAGAGGACGAGAACGUAGAAAACAAGCACAACGAGAAAGGAAUCAAAAGCAUAGAAAGCGAUCAGUACAAGAAAGAGGACGAGAACGUAGAAAACAAGCACAACGACAAAGGAGUCAAAAGCAUGCAAAGCGAUCAGUACGAGAAAGAGGACGAGAACGUAGAAAAUGACCGCGACGAGAAAAGGGUCGAGAACGUAUCAAGUGACCAUGAUAUCAACGAUGUUAUUCCGGUCAGCAGGAACACGGCAGAGACUGGCAGCAAUCCGGUAGGUUUCAUCCAGAUGCCAGAAUCAAGUUCAUCUGAUGACGAGCCUCCGCCAUUACCGACGUCUCCUCCUCCUGUUUUUGAUAACACCGGUCACGGUGCGUGUUCCCGUCUCGAAUUGAUCGAAAGUUCGUCAUAUGGUGCAGAGAGCGGAAAUGUUUUCUCUGAUUCGAGAUCAUCUCUGGGACCAAGAGUGAACAUCAAUUAUGAGAGUGCAAUCGUAGAUGUAACAUCAAAUACAUCGUUAAAUUUGGAUGCAUUCCUCGACGAUUCAGAAAACAUAACUCCUGUAAAAGAGAAGUUACGUGACAAAACAUCGUCAGUCGCAUCAUCAUCAGAUAGUGGAACUGAGCAUGAACGGUCUGAUCAGACUUUUUCGCUUUCACCGCCAACAUCACUGUCCGAUAAUGUGAUGAUUAAUAAUUCAACGGAGGAAUAUUCGUUGAGGCUCAAUGAUUCUGAUCUAGUACCUAAAUUAUCGUCUUUAUCUCCGACAAAAGAUGUUAAUGGUUUUCAUCCAGAUGUUUCUUUCAAUUUCAGACAUCAGUGUUUCAGCAUCACGAAUAGGAAAACCAAUUUUCAGAGUUUACCAGACCUCCAUGAUACGAGAAUUUAUACGACAGACCAAACACGUGAACAUAAACUUUCAUUUCACUCAAGCACUCGUCUCUCAAAGCUGGAUAUGGGCGCUGAAUUUACAAAUUUAAUCGAGAUCACAAAACAAUUGAAGAAAACGAAAGAGUAUGGCUCGGCAGUCGACCAUGUAGAACUCAUGAGUCCAACUGAGAGAGAAAAGUUUGAAGAAUUUUGCGAUACUGUCUAUAUUGGACCCGAUUUUGAACUAAAACACCCGGCGAGUAAAAUUAAAGAAAAUAACGAUCCAACAGAAAAAUUAAUAGAACAUUUACUAUCAAGAUCUUCAAGCAAGAGGACUGAUGAAUCGAGAAGAGAAGAAGAAAGUUUGCGACAGCUUGAAAGUUCAAAAAACGCCAGCGAAGAUCAGUCCCAGAUACUCUUUGAUGAUAACCUCGCCGUUCGUGAGGCUUGCAUUAUUCCGUCAGUACUCUUGUCGCAAACGCUGUCCAUGCAACGACCGAAUAGCUCGAAUUCGAAUGAACUGGAUUUUGGUGGAAAUCAAAAUAGUGGACCUAUUAUCGCUUCACAUGAGGACACACUGAAAGAAGCCAAAAUACAUCCCAUGUUUCAUGACGUCAUAGACCAAAAUACAAUGGAGUCUACUAGCAAAGCCCCACCACUGCCUCCGAAAUCAACGCAUAUGCACAAAAAGAGGCAGUCCUUGCAGUUAGAUUGUUUGAAAAUUCAGGAGAGAAGAGGUGGAAGUUUGAAUCUAGAAGACGCUUGCAUUGUUUUAGAAGAUGCUCCUCCUUUGCCUCCAAGAAGAGGCGGUAGUUUAAUUGUUAAAGGGAAUUAUAAUACGGCAGAAAGGACACUCCCAAUUAAGCAGCUUGCCUCAAGUUCUGCAAAAGUUGAAAAUUCUUGCAACUUGAAAACGCACACUCUUCCUCCGCCUCGCGUCCAAAAACGUUGCCGGUCAAUGCGGGACAGAAAUUGCGUUUCAUCUGCAAUACCCGAUGAUGUUGAAGUACAUUCCCCCACCGACAAAACCAAUUUUUCAGACCCUAAUUUAUCAUUUAGAAUUCACCAGAAUGCGCCUCCCAAUUUACCGCCAAAGCCCUCCGUGUCAAGACAAAAUUCUUCUUCAGACGAUUCACAUCCCUGCCCGAUGGGGCCUCCUCCCAGACCUCCGUCCUUUUUCCGUUCGAUGUCGUCAAGGGAAGGAGCAUUAGAGAAGUCAGCGGUUUUUGUUUUAGCGUCUCAAGCCAUGUCUUCUGAUCCAACGUCGAUGCGGUACGCGUAUGGCAGACAGCUUUUGUCCGGAGAUUUCCAUGAAGCCAUCAACUCGUCAGUGAAGCACCUGCAUGUUCUCAGAAGUGCCUUGCCUGACCUACCACCUAUUGAUACUUACACCGAGCCGACAUUUCAGCACUUCCCCGUUAAAAUUGAUGGAACACAUCAAAGACUCUCGAUCGUGUCCAAUACCAGUUCGGAAGUUCAUCAGUCUUAUGAUAACGAAGCUUUCAAAUAUUCUUCAAGUGAAUUAGCAGGUUCAUUUCAAUGGGGAAGAGGGAGCUAUCGUUCUAAAGAUUGUCAACUCAGUCGUAAUAAAAGUAGCAGCAGUUCCGAUGCCGACGCCAGCCCAAGGAUUGGCUCGUUCUCGAGUUCUUCUUCGACUCGAGCCAGUGACCGCAGCCGAGAUAAAGUUGUUCUCAGAAAACUUGAUGAAGGUGUUUCGACAUCGAACUUGCUGUCCAACGAAGCUCCGGUUCCAUGCGAUUCUUUGGCUGACUUACCUGCUUCUUUGGACGAUUGUAACGCAGGAGACAAAUUUGUGACUGACAAGUCGCAAAUAAAAUUUUCAAGUAGUACAGAUUCAGGAAUGCCAUCGUCACCUCGCAUGUCCCGCGCAAGGCGUUAUGCCUCCAGGCUGUCUUCGGUCUCGUCUGUCGUUGGGUGGAAUAGCCGUGAUAAAUCGGAGUCGAAGAAACAUUCGCAAGACAAAGAGUCGUGGUUGGUGGACAAAGUUUUACGUCUCUCCUUUCUCAGGGACACCUCAGUACGUGGACUACCAAGCGACCUCAGCACUCUUGCCGACUCAGUGCUCGUGAGCGAAGACAAAAUCAGAUUGUCUUCAACCUCUCAGCCGCACACAAGCAAUGACGGGAUGAAACCUCGCGCCAUGUCUAGUCUUGAUAAAGACUUCAUAUGGGAGAACGACGAUGAGCCAUCGGGUUACAUCAACCCCCUUCUUGCUUGCCAUGCAAUGGACUCAAGUGGAGACGCAUUAGAUAGUGGUGACUCGCAUGACGGCAGACGAGAAACAAACAACAACUGCAAACAGAAAAAUUCUGUCAGAAUACUUCAGUCUCUACAGAACCUAAAACGUGACAUGCGAGACUACACGGCAGUUCUGGAGAGUCUUCAAGAAAACUACGAGGAGAUGAGGUCGAGGACACCGGAUGGAAUUCGUCAACGGUUCGAUCUUGCCAUAAAGGAAGUCAAAAUCAUGCACGAGCUCCAACUCAAACUUAAUGAAAAAAUUCUUGAUCUCAGUGGCGAUGAUUUGAGCGCCGUAGCGGAUGCAUUUAAAACGGAAGAUUUCUCAACUUACAAGAGGUACUCGAUAUUAGCACGCGACCUGCAAAAAGAAAUCAAAUCACACUCCUCAUACUUCAGUGAAAACUUCCAACAAUUUUCUUCGAAUAUCAUGAGGCCUUUUCAUCGCCUGAACUCCUAUUCUCAGUACCUGCAAUCCUUCCUCAAUAAUUUCGUGGACGAGACUGAGAGUAAGCUGCAGGAUGCCGUGUCGUACCUCAAUAACCUCAAGAACGAAGCCAACACAGAAAUGAACAUCUGCGACCUGCAGAAGUGUCCGGUGGAGCUUCGACUGGCCGGACUCAUAAGCUACGCUGGGGCCCUUCACUACGAUGGCGAUCUUUUCCCGAAGCACGUUUACGUAAUUCUAUUCGACAGUAUCAUGGUUAUCAGUGAAGACAAUCACGAGUACAGAGUGUACAAGCAGCACUACCGCAGCGAGCAAGUCACUGAAGUCAAUGACAUCGGAGGGUUGGAAAUUGAAGUUAAGGUACAUCCUACGUUUCAGUCAGACACAACUGUGCUGAAAUUUAAAGCUAAUCUAACAUCUGAUAAAAACAAUUGGAUAACGCAUUUUCAUUCUUGGCAACAGAGAAACUUACCCUCUUACAAAGCCAUCAUCCUCAACUCUGAUCUGCAGAAAAUCAUCCGCAGGAACACAAAACACAAUCGAUUCCUUCCUCUUUCAUUAUGGAACUUGAGUCCAGCACUCAAAGCAGCGGUCGAUAUCGUCAAACAAAACAAAGUCACCGACAAGAACAUAAAGCUGAACAAAAUCCACAACAGUAGCAGACCAAGCAGCGUCGGUGACGAUGAGAUAUUCAGCAGCUUCAUGUUUCAAGUGGACAGUUUCGUCUCGAGGCUCGAUGUCUUGCUGGACCACGAGGCUCUUGCGCCACCUCCGCUGCUGGGAUCAGUCCUCAGGAAGUUACGACGGUUCUACAAGAGCGUCUUCAUUCCACAAUUGCGAGCAGAUUAUGAAAAGCGUCCAGAAAAAAUCCUCGUGAGCAUCAUGGGAAACUUGCCUAACAUUCCACCCUUGUUCAUCGAGUUCAUUGAAGUUCGCUCAAGCUUGACGCUUGUAAUGGAAACAGACGAGGGCUUAACUCAAUACGUGAGUCCAUUUCAUCAUCUCUCAUACUUCAUUGAAUGGCUUUUCAGUCUCUCAUGCAUAGCGAGGUACCAUGACAAACUGCGCGGACACUUAGGCAUUCUGAUGAACUGCGUUGAGGACUCAAGGGUGACCAUCCUACAUUCCGCCAUAACCAACUGCCAUCUGGACUUUUACAAGACGGGCGACAUCGUCCGCACCGGCACCCUCGAGAGCAAAGUUCGGUGCCGCAGCCUGAGAAGCAAUCAAGAUUACUACGUCAUCCUCUUUGAAAAGGCUAUUCUGUUCACAAGACCUAAAAUUCCUCAGUACGAAUACGUGCAGGUUUUGUGGCUUGACCAAAUGACCUUUGGUCCGCAGCCAGUUCACAGAGCCUCUUUCAGGCUCGAGGAAAGAUCUCCGAAGAAACCAUACGUGUACGAGCUCAGAUGCACGAGCGAACUCUCAAAGAGCGAGUGGCAGAGAGACAUUCUCGCUAUGUUGCACAAACAGGCGGAGCUUAUCAAGAAGAACCUUAAUUAGCUCAAACUUUCGUGGAGACGGCUGACAAGAAAGACGUCAGCUGCUUUAUUCCGCACCAAUGAUGUGAUUUUUUCACGCUUGUACGUUAU
Molecule: messenger RNA, 6165 nt
Organism: Hyalella azteca
Lineage: Eukaryota; Metazoa; Arthropoda; Malacostraca; Amphipoda; Hyalellidae
Exons: 3
Coding region: 188-6076 (1962 amino acids)
Source: RefSeq, a predicted model, not a curated record